AUUAACAAUGGGUAAAAAUUGAUUUAUAAAUAAGUCGACGUUUAUAUAAACAUCGAUAUAUACGACAUUUCGAUAUUAUCGUUCAGACGUUAACAUAUUGAUUUUUUUUUGCGGAGUACCAACGAUAAUUUUUUCGGCUUUUGUCGCAAAUUAAAGUGUUGAAAAUCUGGAAAAAUUGAACAAUUUGCAUUAUAUGAAAAUAUUAAAUUUACUUUAGACGAGGAGGCUCAGUACAUGAUUUGGCAAUGAUUUCUGCCUUGAGGAUAUCCAUGUUGUGGUAGCAAAGUAAAUAGAAAUUCGUCAAAAAACAGUCUAACGUGUCAUGGAAGUACCAAAUAUUUAUUACAGUAGGGAUGAGUAUGUUGAAACUGCUUCUGGGAACAAAGUCAGCAGAGAGACAAUACUAUGCGGAUCGCAAAACAUUGUAUUAAACGGGAAAGUUAUAGUGCAAAGCGGAGCUAUAAUAAGAGGAGAUUUGGGGAAUGUAAGGACUGGCAGGUAUUGCAUUAUCAGUAAAGGAGCAGUCAUAAGACCAGCGUUCAAGCAAUUUAGCAAAGGUGUUGUAUUUUUUCCUCUACACAUAGGAGAUCACGUUUUCAUCGGAAGUGAUAGUGUAAUAUCGGCAGCAAGUGUUGGCUCUUAUGUUUAUAUAGGAAAAAAUGCGAUUAUUGGAAGGCGAUGUGUUCUGAAAGACUGCUGCAUUAUAGAAGAUGGAGCAAUUCUUCCACCUGAAACAACGGUCGCUGGUUUUAUGAGAUAUACUAAAGAAGGAUUAAUCGAAGGCGGUCAGGGGAAUCCAAAUUACGUUUCUCCAGCAAUGCAAGAUCAGAUGAUUGAUUUUACCCAAUCCUUUUAUGAACAUUUUCAAAGCAUGAACAAUUCCAUUCAAAAAACGAAAAUAAACAAAAAUUGAAAUUGCAAUAAUUUUUACCAGUAACUUGAAUAUUGUGUUUAUUCAAAAAUAAUAAAAACCGGAAAAUAGAAAAACUGUUCUAAAAGCAGUUGUUUCUAUUUCUGUUGAAGGAAAACAA
This is a messenger RNA of Condylostylus longicornis, 1031 nucleotides long. It is a transcript of the gene DCTN5-p25, whose product is annotated as dynactin subunit 5. The record is from RefSeq and is a predicted model, not a curated record. The transcript has 5 exons. NCBI's taxonomy places the organism in Eukaryota, Metazoa, Arthropoda, Insecta, Diptera, Dolichopodidae. The coding region runs from base 323 to 913 and encodes 196 amino acids.